GGGGAAGUUUGUGAUUACAUUGAAUCAUCUAGGAUAGGUCAAAGUCAACCAUGGUUUCAACCCUCAUCAUCGCUCUCUUAAUUGGUACCCUGAGAAAAACAGGGUUUCAUUAAAAGCUCACUUAAAGUCGUAAAGCUGAUCCUCUGGGUGAUAAUAAAGCCAGCAACAUCACUUGUUUACAGAGCCCUGCAAGUCCACCAACUACAAGCACCUCUUGGCAACUAAGUGAUCAGACAUAAGUAUCGUCUAGAUCAUUUUCUGGUACGUCAAGAGCAUGAGGCCUUACUUCAACUUCAUGUCGAAGGACGGAACGAUACCCACCAUCGAUACGAGAAUCAAACGCAAGCAUGUCAACGCCGCCAUCGAACAGUGUUUGCUACUUUGGAAAGGUCUAGCCACCAUCUUGGUGCCUAAUCAACAAGACCCAGAAAAUAUCUUUCUAAGGCUCCCACCCGAGUUACGCAACAAGGUUUACACUUUCGCGCUUGAAAUUGGCCCGGCCCCGACUUCAAGUAUUCGCAUACCUUACUCAAGCUAUUCUUCGAAAGGUCAAAGAAUGAAACAUGGAAGUAGCACAGCUCUUCGCCUGUGUAAACAACUCUAUAUCGAAGCGAGUUCAAUGAUGAAAGCUUUCGAUGUCGCGUACAUUCCGGUCACGGCGUCAAUGAACUACGUAGCUCUCAUCGACAGCGUUCUGCAGCACGGACCAUUGUCACUAUCACCGACACAAAGCACGAUAUUCGCAGCUUUGACAACCUUCAUGAACGUUCAUUUCCACCUGCACAUUGGCUAUUGGCCGUCUAAAGAUUUGGCCGACGAAGAGCCAAAUCUCAAUCCCAAUGCGGCAUAUAGCUAUGGUCGCGCCCGUCAAGCUCUUCUAAUCUACUCUUGUGCGUCAGCGCUCGUCCAUCAAGCGCAAAGCUAUAAAAACACGAACUGGGAAGUGAGAUAUUACGUGCACGCUGGUGGUCAAAAGAAGGCGCGGCAGUGGUUGGAGUGGGAUGGGCGCUUGACGAAGGAGUUUCUGCGUCUUGAAGAACAGUGCUGUAGGUUUCCCAACAUCAAGUUGGUAGCAGAGGUUUACGGGGAAUUGACGUGGUCACUUGAAGGAAAGGCCCCGGGAAUUACCAGGUGCAUUACCCCGAGUAGCACACUUUGGCCUUCGUGGCCUGAUGAUGUCCCUUGGAGAGCGUUCGAGAGGGUGCGAUCGGACGAAGCUGUGCCACUGGAAGACUCUCCUUUACACGCCGGCAGUGGCGAAUGAGGUAGAAUGCAUUUUCCACACGGAGCACCUCUUCACGAGUAUAUAUAGUAGAGUUAUUGCC
This is a messenger RNA of Cucurbitaria berberidis CBS 394.84, 1325 nucleotides long. RefSeq lists its product as uncharacterized. The record is from RefSeq and is a predicted model, not a curated record. NCBI's taxonomy places the organism in Eukaryota, Fungi, Ascomycota, Dothideomycetes, Pleosporales, Cucurbitariaceae. The coding region runs from base 275 to 1264 and encodes 329 amino acids. The transcript has 3 exons.